UUCAAACAAGCCUCAGAACGACGCUUGGAAAGCUCGACAUGUCAGUAUCGAGCAGCCUAUCACUAGUUUGAUAUUAUGAGACCCUCGCGCUCUGACUACUUUAUGGCCACAUGAUCAAGCAAAGGUGCGGAAGGGCUUUCCCAUUUCACAUGGCCAUACACUGAGGUGUCUAAUGGCCUCCAGCUCCUUUCUGUUCAUGUGAGAAGUGAAUCUGAGAAGAGAAGGACAGACACUUAAAGAGAGAGAGAAGAGUUUCCCACAGAGCAUGGCCUCUGCUAAAGAAGAUGGCGUGAAUGAAAGAACGGUGGACAUUAAAGAAGAGGACUGUGAGUGGCUCUCACGGGAGGAUGUGUGUGUGAAGCUGGAGGAUCAUGAAGAAAGAAUUUCAGUUUUUAAAGAGGAGGAGGAGUGCAAGGGGGUGACUACUGCCAUUAAAGCUGAGGAUCUGAAUGAUUUCUCCUGUGGUCUUAAACUUCAAAAGCAUGAAACUGAGGAUAUUUUCAAGCAAGAGGCCUGUGAAGAAUCUCCAUCCAGUUUACAGCCCUGGUCCACUAAUACAGGACGACUGGCUACGCAGGAGAAUUUUGCAGAGCUGAAAUCAGAGUCUGAAGAGAAAAUCACAGAGGGAAAUGGGAGUGAAGGAGAAGAGUCACCUGGGAGUGUUGAAAUAAAUUUACAGAAGAAUGGCAGCUUCUCUCCACCUUCAUUUGGUCAGCACUCUCUUCAAUACAAUGUUAAAGGUUUAAAGAAAUCCGCAAGAGGAUCAGAGAACCUGACAGCAGCCUUUUUGCAGUGCAGUUCUUUCCCUGCUACUGGAGUAACACAGACAGAAGCCAUCAGAACUGAUCGACAGCAAGUGGAGAAAGAAAUCCAAAUUCAUACUGGAAAAAAAUGUUUGGAAUGUGGCAAACAAUUCACACAGAAAAGUCUUCUUAAUAAGCAUAUGAAGAUUCACACUGGAGAAAAACCAUAUUGUUGUCAUGAAUGUGGUAAGUCGUUCUUAACACGAAGCAUUCUUCAAAGACACAGAAGAAUCCACACAGGAGAAAAACCUCAUUGCUGUCCAGAAUGUACUAAGUCAUUCUCACGUAUAAGCAGUCUUAAGAGGCACAGAAGAAUCCACACAGGAGAAAAACCUCAUUGCUGUUCAGAAUGUGGUAAGUCAUUCUCACGUAUAAGCAGUCUUCAGAGGCACAGAAAACUCCACAUUGUAGAAAAACCUCAUUGUUGUACGGAAUGUGGUAAUUCAUUCUCACAAAUAAGCGAUCUUAAGAUGCACAGAAGAAUCCACACAGGAGAAAAACCUCAUUGCUGUUCAGAAUGUGCUAAGUCGUUCUUAUGGAGAAGUGAACUUCAGAGGCACAGGAGAAUCCACACAGGAGAAAAACGUCAUUGUUGUACAGAAUGUGGUAAUUCAUUCUCACAAAUAAGUGAUCUAAAGAUGCACAGAAGAAUCCACACAGGAGAAAAACCUCAUUGUUGUCCAGAUUGUGGUAAGUCGUUCUCACAAAUAAGUGAUCUAAAGGUGCACAGAAGAAUCCACACAGGAGAAAAACGUCAUUGUUGUCAUGAAUGUGGCAAACAGUUUUCUGACAAACACAGUUCUCAAAGGCACACACAAAUUCAUACUGAAGAGAAGCCAUAUUGCUGUUCUCAAUGUGGAAAAGGUUUUUCAACAUUAGCAGUUUAAAAAGGCAUGCACAAACUGACGCUGGGGAGAAAAAGCAGUAUGUAUGUUCUGAAUAUGGCAAAUGUUUUGAAAGACAGAACAUUCUCCAUUCACAUGCCAAAAUCCAUAAUGAAGAAAAAUCUUAUGUGACAAAUGAUUCUCCUGUCAAAAUACGUGCCACAACAGGAUCCACAUCGGAGAGAAGCAGUACACCUGUUCUGAAAGUGGUAAAGGAUACUCUUCCAGAAAAAGGUUUCGGAGACGCACACAAACUCAUAAUGGAGUAAAGCCUGUCCCAGAAAUGACAAAUGAUCUUUGUAUUGGCUCCUAGGGCAAAAAAAAAAAUUAAAAAUAAAGAAAAAUCUUUUGAAUGAGCAAAAAGGACUCCUGUUUAAAUUACAGCAACAUUUAUUUAUAUAGCACAUUUUCAUACAAAUAAUGCACCUCAAAGUGCUUUACAUGAUGAAGAA
This is a messenger RNA of Polypterus senegalus (gray bichir), 2139 nucleotides long. RefSeq names its product zinc finger protein 260-like. The transcript is spliced from 3 exons. The record is from RefSeq and is a predicted model, not a curated record. Lineage: Eukaryota; Metazoa; Chordata; Cladistia; Polypteriformes; Polypteridae. The coding region runs from base 266 to 1690 and encodes 474 amino acids.